UAGUGAAAGAGAACAGGGCUGUCGCUCCGCAACUGGACGCUGGGUGGAGCUGUUGGGAUGUUGUAUCACGACAUCAUCGGCGUCUACCGCCAAGUCUGGGCCUUCCUCGCCAUAUACGUCCAACUGACGCUGUCAGCCAUCGCAGCUGACGACUCUGCCCGGCAGGAGGACGAGCUGUGCAUGCCUCCCCUGGGCUGCUUCAGUACCGCCCCGCCCUUCUCUCACCUACCGCUACCCUGGCACAGGGAGGUCGUCAACACCAAAUUCCUACUGCGCACGCGCUCCAACCCAGACGAGGACCACCAGAUCCACACGGGAAACAUGACGUCACUGAUGACGUCAAACUUCGAAGACCGCGUCAAAACGUACAUCGCCAUCCACGGCUUCACCCUGUUCUCCGCCAUCCCAGACACGCACUGGCGGUUCGAGUUUACCAAACGACUGUUGGAGAGGGAGAACGCGAACGUGUUUUUCGUGGACUGGCAGGGCGGCUCCCAGACCGGGGUGGACGCCAGUCAGGCCGCCUCCAACGUGCGCGUGGCCGCCGCGGAGCUGGCGCACUUUUGUACAUGGAUACAGAACCAAACCGGAGUUUCCCUGGAGUCCUUCCACGUGGUCGGCUUCAGCUUCGGUUCUCAGGUGGCGGGGCUGGCGGGAGGACAGCUCAGUAACCUGGGCCGCAUCACAGGGUUGGACCCGGCCGCCUACGGUUUCGAGGACAACCCUCCUGACGCCCAGCUGGACGAGACAGACGCCAUGUUUGUUGACGUCAUCCACACUGAUGGCGAAGUUAUCGCAGGCUGGGGGCUGGACUGGUACUGCGACCACAGCAGGGCGUACCGACUGUUCCUGGACACGAUGGACCCCUCCACGUCGCCCCUCCGCGCCUACAGGUGCGACAGUUACGAGCGCUUCCUAGCGGGGACCUGCAUGAAGUGCAGGGCGAACCGCUGCAGGAACCUGGGGAUGGACGCCAGCAGAGUUCCCAGGAAGAAACACGUCAAGAUGUACCUGAAAACGACGGGACAGUCUCCAUACAGAGUCUACCACUACUCGGUGAAGAUACACUUCCGUCCCGGCCGGUACCACAGCUACAGCGGGACCCUGUACGUCACCUUACACGGGACGCAGGGCAACACUGAGGAGAUCACACUUAGUGGGGCAGAGUUGACGAUAGAACCCCGGAAGUCCAGAACUUUUCUCGUCACAACGGUGCGAACAGUGGGCAGGCUGCAGGGCGUCACCUUCCGCUGGGCGGCGCCUCUACCACCUCAGGAGGACUCAGGUAGCUGGUUCUCCUGGUGGCGCAAAAAGCGUUCGGUGGAUGAUGUACCACCUCUCAGUGGCAAUAGACGCUCAGUACAUGGUAAACAACGUGUAGAAUUUCCCGUGAAAGAACGGCGUGAGGGACAAGACGUCAUCGCCGGUAACCAACAUCGACGUAACCGACGUUCCUAUUCGGAAGACGACGUACUUUACGUCAGAACAAUCAGGAUCAAGUCUGGACUCUCUCAAGAAAGGUUCCGACUCUGCAACCCUCGCGAACGGUCCCGGACGGAGGGCAUUCCUCCCAACCAAAGCGUCAAGUUUCGGGCUUGUUGA
Molecule: messenger RNA, 1602 nt
Organism: Branchiostoma belcheri (Belcher's lancelet)
Lineage: Eukaryota; Metazoa; Chordata; Leptocardii; Amphioxiformes; Branchiostomatidae
Product: lipoprotein lipase-like
Exons: 10
Coding region: 58-1602 (514 amino acids)
Biological process (GO): lipid metabolic process
Molecular function (GO): carboxylic ester hydrolase activity; lipase activity; protein binding
Source: RefSeq, a predicted model, not a curated record